UAAAUGACAGCAAGAGCAAAAGAAGGUGAUGUCAAUAGCAGCAUCCAUCUACUAAUUACUUGAAUAAAACCAAAUUAGUGUCCGUCUGCAUCAUCAUCUCUGAAUUAACAGCUAUGUCAAAUACAAUAUUAAUAAUUAAAAAGAAAAAAUAAAAAAUAAAAAAAAGAAGGUGGUGGACUUGGAUCCAGAUCUUCUGCUUUUCUUCUAUAAACAAAACAUGGGGUUCCUCCCUCAACAAUCCCAACACAGACCAACUCUUCUCUUCCAUCAGCAGCAAUGCCUGCACCUCCAAGGAAUCUCUUACUUUCUCCCAAUAUCUUCUCCUUCACCUUACUUCUGUCCAUAAACUCUCUUCUCUUGCGUUCUUGCUACUCCAUUGACGAGCAAGGCCAAGCUCUUUUAGCAUGGAAGAACAGCUUAAACACCUCCACAGAUGUACUAAAUUCUUGGAACCCUUUAGACUCAAGUCCAUGCAAAUGGUUUGGGGUCCAUUGCAACUCAAAUGGCAACAUUAUAGAGAUAAACUUGAAAGCUGUAAAUUUGCAAGGCCCACUGCCUUCAAAUUUUCAGCCUCUCAAGUCCUUGAAGAGCCUUAUCCUUUCAUCAACCAAUCUUACUGGUGCAAUCCCGGCAGCGUUCGGAGAUUAUCUUGAGCUUGCUCUCAUUGAUCUUAGUGAUAAUUCUCUCUCAGGUGAAAUCCCAGAGGAAAUAUGCAGACUAAAGAAGUUGGAAACUUUGUCUCUCAAUACAAAUUUUCUUGAAGGUGCCAUUCCUUCUGGUAUUGGAAACCUCUCAAGUCUAGUAUAUCUGACUCUUUUCGACAAUCAACUCAGUGGCGAAAUUCCGCAGGGCAUUGGAGCAUUAAGCAGAUUACAAAUUUUUAGAGCAGGUGGGAAUAAAAAUCUGAAGGGUGAGCUGCCUCAGGAGAUUGGAAACUGCACCAACUUGGUUGUUUUAGGGCUCGCUGAAACCAGCAUUUCUGGGAGUCUUCCUUCAUCAAUUGGGAAGCUGAAAAGGAUUCAAAAGGUAGCCAUUUACACAACACUCUUGUCAGGUUCUAUACCAGAAGAGAUUGGAGACUGCAGUGAGUUGCAGAACCUGUAUCUGUAUCAGAAUUCUAUUUCCGGUCCAAUCCCGAGGCGAAUUGGGAAACUCAGCAAGCUUCAGAGUUUGCUUUUGUGGCAGAACAGCAUAGUAGGGGCUAUCCCAGAUGAACUUGGAAGUUGCACAGAGCUUACAGUCAUUGAUUUAUCCGAUAAUCUUCUAACAGGAAGCAUACCGAGAAGCUUUGGAAACCUUUUGAAGCUUGAAGGGCUGCAGCUGAGUGUUAAUCAGUUAACAGGUACCAUACCUGUUGAAAUCACCAAUUGUACUGCUCUCAGUCUUUUAGAAGUAGACAACAAUGAAAUCUCCGGUGAGAUUCCUGCUGGUAUCGGCAGCCUAAAGAGCCUGACUCUAUUCUUUGCCUGGCAGAACAAUCUAACAGGCAAUAUCCCAGAGUCUCUUUCAGAGUGCAAGAAUCUUCAGGCUCUUGAUCUAUCAUAUAACAGUCUUUUUGGCUCAAUACCCAAGCAGAUUUUUGGAUUGCAGAAUCUCAGCAAGUUACUGAUACUUUCCAAUGAUUUAUCAGGCUUUAUACCACCUGAUAUAGGUAACUGCACCAGCUUGUAUAGGUUGAGGCUGAAUGGCAACAGGUUAGGAGGUACUAUUCCAUCGGAGAUCGGAAAUUUGAAGAUUUUGAAUUUCUUUGAUUUGAGUACCAAUCUUCUUGUUGGAGGAAUCCCUCUAUCAAUAUCUGGAUGUCAAAACAUGGAGUUUCUUGAUCUCCAUUCAAAUGGGAUCACUGGUUCUGUACCUGAUACUCUGCCUAAAAGCCUAAAGUAUGUGGAUGUCUCAGACAAUAGGCUUACAGGUUCACUGGCUCAUAGCAUUGGUUCAUUGAUUGAAUUAACCAAGCUUAAUUUGGCGAAGAAUCAACUUUCAGGUGGAAUUCCAGCAGAGAUAUUGUCAUGCAGUAAGCUACAAUUGCUUAACCUUGGAGACAAUGGUUUCUCUGGAGAAAUCCCAAAGGAACUUGGUCAAAUCCCAGCCCUGGAAAUCUCUCUCAAUCUUAGCUGCAACCAGUUUUCCGGCAAGAUCCCAUCCCAAUUCUCUGAUCUGAGCAAGUUGGGAGUACUUGACAUCUCUCACAACAAGCUUGAAGGAAGCUUAGAUGUUCUUGCAAAUCUCCAAAACCUUGUUUUCCUUAAUGUCUCCUUCAAUGAUUUCUCUGGUGAAUUGCCUAACACCCCAUUUUUUCGAAAGCUUCCACUUAGUAACCUUGCUUCAAAUCAAGGUCUCUACAUUGCUGGAGGUGUAGUAACACCAGGAGUCCACUUGGGACCCGGAGCACACACUAGAUCAGCAAUGAAACUAUUGAUGUCUGUUCUUCUCAGUGCCAGUGCAGUUCUAAUACUACUAGCUAUCUACAUGCUAGUUCGUGCUCGCAUUGGUAGUCAUGGGCUGAUGGAAGAUGAUACUUGGGAAAUGACUUUGUAUCAGAAGCUUGAAUUCUCCGUUGACGACAUAGUAAAAAAUCUAACGUCAUCUAAUGUCAUAGGCACUGGCAGCUCUGGAGUUGUGUACAGGGUGAUUCUUCCCAACGGGGAGAUGAUAGCAGUAAAGAAGAUGUGGUCAUCAGAAGAGUCUGGUGCUUUCAAUUCUGAAAUUCAGACUCUCGGUUCAAUCAGACACCGAAACAUUGUCCGGCUUCUGGGCUGGUGUUCAAACAAGAAUUUGAAGUUGCUUUUCUAUGAUUAUCUUCCACAUGGAAGCUUGAGUUCUCUCCUUCAUGGUGCUGGCAAGGGAGGAGCAGAAUGGGAAGCUCGAUAUGACGUUUUGUUAGGUGUGGCACAUGCACUUGCAUACCUGCACCAUGACUGUCUCCCACCAAUUCUACAUGGGGAUGUUAAAGCCAUGAAUGUUCUGUUAGGGCCAGGCUAUGAACCUUACCUAGCUGACUUUGGCCUAGCAAGGGUGGUGAAUAACAAUUCUGAUGAUGAUCUUUGCAAGCCAACUGAAAGACCUCAACUUGCUGGUUCUUAUGGAUAUAUGGCUCCAGAGCAUGCGUCGAUGCAGCGUAUUACCGAGAAAAGUGAUGUGUACAGUUUUGGCGUGGUGCUUCUAGAGGUUUUAACAGGGAGGCAUCCAUUAGACCCAACUUUGCCUGGUGGCGCUCAUUUGGUUCAGUGGGUUAGGGAACAUUUAGCUAGCAAGAAAGAUCCAGCUGACAUUCUUGAUUCAAAGCUUAUAGGGAGAGCUGACCCUACAAUGCAUGAAAUGCUCCAAACAUUAGCAGUUUCAUUCCUGUGCAUCAGCACUCGAGUUGAUGAUCGUCCAAUGAUGAAGGAUGUUGUUGCAAUGUUAAAGGAGAUUCGGCACGUCGAUACCGUAAGGGCAGAACCUGACCUGUCCAAGGGGGUUAAUUUGACAGCCGUUCGCUCAUCACCUCCUGCUAGGAUUGUCGUUUCACAAGGAUCUUCAAACUGUUCCUUUGACUUCUCAGAUGAUUCAAUCAAAUAUUGAAUAAAGCCUCGGAAAAUAGGAGGUUUGAGUGCUUUUGUCCAUAGAAGGAUCCAUUAAAAUGUGCAACCACAGUGGGAAUUUUUAGUGUAAUUUUACCCUUUUGAAUUGUAGUUUUCACUAUACACGGUGUUGUAGAUUGUACUACUGAUUCCUUCGAGUAAAUUCAGUCAAGAACAUUGACAAAUGUAACAAAAAUAAGAACUUUUGAGGCUUAUAGAGGGUUAGAUUGAAAGCUGUUUGAUAGCACCAAUACUAGAGGUGGAUUGGAUUAUCUUGGAAGUGGGGAUAGUGGCAAGAGAAUGACUGCAGGCUAUGUAGAAGCUGGACCAAUGAUUUGUUCAUUUGGAUCAAUGUAAUUGGAACUUAUUGCCAUGGAAUGAAUUCUCUCUCUCUCUC
This is a messenger RNA of Populus euphratica (Euphrates poplar), 3960 nucleotides long. RefSeq names its product Leucine-rich repeat receptor-like protein kinase family protein. The coding region runs from base 277 to 3564 and encodes 1095 amino acids. The record is from RefSeq and is a predicted model, not a curated record. The transcript has 2 exons. Gene Ontology annotation, biological process: protein phosphorylation. Lineage: Eukaryota; Viridiplantae; Streptophyta; Magnoliopsida; Malpighiales; Salicaceae. Gene Ontology annotation, molecular function: protein binding; ATP binding; protein kinase activity.